This is a messenger RNA of Phyllotreta striolata, 954 nucleotides long. NCBI's taxonomy places the organism in Eukaryota, Metazoa, Arthropoda, Insecta, Coleoptera, Chrysomelidae. The record is from the annotation of a GenBank genome assembly.
GUGUAAUGAUUAUAUUGAUAAGCAGGUGUGUCAAAAAUGUCAAAAUUGAAAGUAGCAGUCGAACCGAAAAAACUCCAGCAAGUCUACCUGCUGCCGUUCGUCAAGUCGCUAAAAAUAUUCUCGUUUUUCGGCAAUGACACGUUGCGCCAAUCGGCCUGGAUGCGGAAAUUCUCGGCACGGCCGGACGAGGACGUCGCGACGCGUCUGGACCGGCUGCACGAGCGUCGCCGGCACGACGAGGUGCUGGAGCUGGUGCGGCGGAGGAGCGAGCGCGACGAGGAGCCCGGUUUGCUGUGGAGAAAGGCGCGCGCUCUGUUUUUCCUGGGCUCCUCGGAGCCCCGGGGCAGCGACGCCCGCUUGAGCAGGAUCGUCGAGGCGCACGAGGCUUUAGAAUCCGCAUUGCUAUCGAGAGGCGAUGAGGACCCGGAGGUGCACAAAUGGAUGGCGAUCGUUUUGGACGAGCGCAGCGGUUUGAUAAAUUUGAGGCAGCGCUUGAACGCGGCUCCGAUGGUGAAAUACCAUUUGCGGAGAGCGUGCGAUUUGAAUCCCAGAGACUUCGAAGCGCAUUACAUGCUGGGCACAUGGUACUAUCAGUUGUGCCGAUUGAAUUGGGUCCAAAAAUUGAUUGCCAAAUAUUUAAUAACGUGCGAACUGCCUAAUUCUAGUUACAAACAAGCUUACAAGUAUUUACUGCAAGCUCACGAACUGCGACCUAGGGCAAUGCUGUCGAAUGUGUUCUUUCUCGGCGAUACUUGUUUUCAAAUAGGACACUAUUUCAAGGCUCGAUACUAUUUGAAUAUGGCGGUGGAUUUGAAGCCUCGGGACGAUGAGGAAAGACGGUUUUUGGCGAAAGCCCUACAUUUAAUAAAGAAACUCGACAGAUAUGAUUUGUCUAAAAAUAACGUGUUGUUUUACAAUUACGAAUCUCAAUCGUUCAAUGACGUAUAAUUUGCG